CCCCCGGUCCCCCCGGUGGAGCGCGGCGGGCGCGGCGGGCGCGGGGCGCUCCGGGCGGUGCGGGCCGGGCCGGGCCGGGGCCGCCCCGCCAUGUCCGUCAACAUGGAGGAGCUGCGGCACCAGGUGAUGAUCAACCAGUUCGUGCUGGCGGCGGGCUGCGCCGCCGACCAGGCCAAGCAGCUGCUGCAGGCGGCACACUGGCAGUUUGAGACAGCCCUCAGCGCCUUCUUCCAGGAGACCAACAUUCCCAGCAGCCACCACCCCCCCCAGAUGAUGUGCACCCCCAGCAACACGCCGGCCACGCCGCCCAACUUCCCGGACGCGCUGGCCAUGUUCUCCAAGCUGCGCACCUCGGAGAGCCUGCAGAGCAGCAACAGCCCCAUCACCUCCAUGGCCUGCUCCCCCCCGGGCAGCUUCAGCCCCUUCUGGGCCUCCUCUCCCCCCAGCCACCAGCCCUCGUGGCUGCCCCCGUCGUCGCCCACGGCCCACGGCCUACACCACCACCUGCACCACGGGCAGCCCUCCUGGCCGCCCACCCCCCCGGCCCCCGCCCCCCCACAGAAAGCCGUGGCCACCAUGGAUGGGCAGAGAUAAGGCUGGGGCUGCCCAAGGGCUGGGGGGGGGCAGGGGCAGGGGCUGGCCGAGAAACGCACUGGAAUCAUUUUCUAGGUUUUAUUAUUAUUUUUAGAGGGGGGGAGCACAUGCUGCCAGGGAGGGCGCUGAGCUGUGAGAGCCUCUGGCUGAUCUCUACUCCCCUCCCCUUUUUUUAAAAAAAAAUAUAUAACUAUAAUAUAUAAAUAUAUCUAAUGUAUAUAGAUCAGAGAGAAGGAGCAGCAGCGUGGAGGCAGCUGCUGGGUGUCUGGGGGUUUUCCCUGUGGCUCUGUCCUCACCCAGCAUCUCUACAUCAGGGCAGGACAGGAAUAACAAAAAUAAAUGGAUGGAGGUGGCUGUUGGUCCCCCAGAUCAGCCACACAGACAUGGAGCCACUGGACACCCUCCCCAGCUCUGGCUCCCUGGGCACUUGUUGCAGUGCCCAGAGCAACAGCAGCUCUCUGGCUCCCCAAAUUCAGCCCAGCUUCUUGCACAGACCCCCCCCUGGACGUGACCCCAACCCCAUCCUCCCUCCCUCGGCACCCCCAGGGCCUGGGGGUUUAUCAGAGUGAUGUCCCCCUGUCCCUGUGACCGCCCUACGUGGUGCUUCCCCAGGCAGGGGGGAGCUGGGGUUUUUUUAGUUUUCAAAUCAAUGUUGCUUAAAAAAAAACAGACAGAAAACCAAAAAAAAAAAAAAAAAAAGAUAAAAAAGAUCCAGCAAAAAAACAGGUUGAAGGUUUUUUAUUAAUUUAAAAAAUAAUAAAAACUAAAAAAAAAAAAAAAAAAAUCA
Zonotrichia leucophrys gambelii is the source of this 1381-nucleotide messenger RNA. It is a transcript of the gene UBALD2, whose product is annotated as UBA like domain containing 2. NCBI's taxonomy places the organism in Eukaryota, Metazoa, Chordata, Aves, Passeriformes, Passerellidae. The record is from RefSeq and is a predicted model, not a curated record. The coding region runs from base 91 to 594 and encodes 167 amino acids. The transcript has 3 exons. Gene Ontology annotation, molecular function: protein binding.